Messenger RNA from Aspergillus saccharolyticus JOP 1030-1, 3975 nucleotides. Its product is annotated as ABC transporter ATP-binding protein. The coding region runs from base 1 to 3975 and encodes 1324 amino acids. NCBI's taxonomy places the organism in Eukaryota, Fungi, Ascomycota, Eurotiomycetes, Eurotiales, Aspergillaceae. Gene Ontology annotation, cellular component: membrane. Gene Ontology annotation, molecular function: ATP hydrolysis activity; ABC-type transporter activity; ATP binding. The transcript has a single exon. The record is from RefSeq and is a predicted model, not a curated record. Gene Ontology annotation, biological process: transmembrane transport.
AUGUUCGUCCAGAAGUUGGCGGGCUUCCCCCGCCUGCUUCUGGCAGGCAAUCCGACCAAAUAUGAAGUCGUUUUGUUGCUAACCGGCAUUGCCGCUGCUAUCGGAUCAGGUGUGCCCUUUCCGAUCAUCGGCAUCAUCUUCGGUGAACUGCUCGACGACUUCAACACCAUCUCCUGCACCCACCCCGACACCGAAAGCGAGCGCUCCUCCGAUCAAGGCAGCAUCAACCACGAGAUUCUGUUAAUUGUCUACCUGGGCAUCGCGCAAUUCGUCCUGAUCUACAUCCACCUGACCUGCUGGACGCUCUCUGGCGCCCGUCUGGCCCAACGCCUUCGCGAGAAAUACCUCCGCAACCUCCUCCGCCAGGAGCCCUCCUACUUUGACAAACUUCCCCCCGGGGAGGUCGCCUCGCGACUCAGCAGCGACAUCCAAACCAUUCGGUCCGGGACUUCCGAGAAAGUGGGCAUCGUGCUGGCCAGUCUGUCUUUUUUCGUGACUGCGUACAUCGUCGCCUUCAUUAAGGAUUGGAAGCUGGCCGCCGAGCUACUGUCCCUGAUUCCCGCCUACUUUCUCAUGUCCUUCAUCGGGAGUCACUAUAUCGAGAAAUACUCCAGCGCCAUGUCCGAUUACGCCGCAACGGCCGCCUCCAUUGCUUCCGAGGCGCUGAACAACUUGGUGGUGGUGCAGGCCUUUGGCGCCAAUGUUCGCCUCGAGAAGAAGUUUGCUGCUGCUCUCAAGUCGGCUGAAACGGAGGGCCUGAAGAAAGCCACCGCGGUCGGCAUCCAGGCUGGCUUUUUGUAUUUUAUCGCCUACUCGGCCAACGGUCUGGCUUUCUGGCAGGGCGCCAAGCAGGUCGCUGCCCACGUCCGUGACGGCACCAGCGGCAUCAGCGUCGGUGCGGUCUUCACGGUGAUUUUCAUCCUCGUCGAGGCAACCCUGUUGCUCAGUCAGGUGGCCCCGUUCUUACAUCUGUUUGUGGCCGGUGUGGCGUCGUAUGAGAAACUGCGCGAGGAUAUGGACCGUCAGCCGCUGAUUGAUGCUACCACGACGGAGGGGCUGCGGCUGUCUGAGGGACAGGCCCAGGGCGGAUUCGAGUUCAAGGAAGUCUCGUUCGUGUAUCCCUCCCGGCCGGAGAUCACUGUGCUCGACAAGAUCAAUCUGAGCAUCCCCGCGAAGAAGCACACCGCGCUGGUCGGAUUGUCCGGCAGCGGCAAGUCGACGAUUGCCGGCUUGGUGACGCGGCUGUAUGAUCCCACCGAGGGUCAGAUCAUGUUCGACGGCCACGACCUGCGCGACAUCAACACCAGAGAUCUACGCAGUUACCUGAGCUUGGUGCAGCAGGAGCCCUCGCUUCUGGACCGGUCGCUGCUGGAGAACAUUGCCCAUGGACUGAUGAAUUCGAGUAACCCUGAGCAUGCACGGUUCAAGGAAACGCUGCUGACGACCCAAUUGGAAGAGCUCUCCACGGAGGUGCGCGAGGGACAUGAUCUGAUGGCCGCAGCUGAGAAGCGCGGGCCCGAGGUUCUGGAAGUGGUGAAGAUGGUCAAGCACGCGGCGACCCUGGCUGACGCCGAUACCUUCAUCAGCGCGCUGCAGUAUGGAUACGGAACCUUGGUGGGAUCGAGCGGGCGUCUGAUCAGUGGUGGACAGAAGCAGAGAGUCUCGUUGGCUCGCGCCCUGAUCAAGGACCCGGCGGUGCUGAUCCUCGACGAGGCCACUGCGUCGCUCGACUCGCGUAGCGAGCAGCGCAUCCAGCGGGCCAUCAACAACAUCGCCAGCGGUCGCACCAUGAUCACCAUCGCCCAUCGCCUGUCGACCAUCACCGGCGCGGACAAUAUCGUCGUCAUGCACAAGGGCACCAUCGUCGAGCAGGGUGACCACGCCACGCUCAUGGCGCGGAACGGUGCCUACGCCGACCUCGUGAAGCUGCAGGGCAUGUCCUCCGCCUCGGACGACGCCCCUGCCACCGCUGACCAUGCCAGUCGCUCGGAUCCACCCUCCCUGACGGACGUGGAGAUUGAGAACGAAAAGGCCAGCCUGGCCGACACCGAGGAACCCGCCGAGAAGAGCCCGGUGGUCCACGAAACGCCUGCCUCUGACUCCAGCAACACCCCUACCUCGGACGAAGAAGCCGACCCUGAAGAGCUCGCUACCCCGAAGAAGUCCGUCUGGGCGCUUGCCAAGGGCUACGCGCCGGCCCUGCGUCCCCACCUCCUGUACAUCCUGUUGGCCCUGAUCGGCUCGGCCAUUGUCGGCGGCGCGUUCUCCGGUGAAGCCGUGAUCUUCGGUAACACAGUGGGCAGUCUGAACCCGUGCAAGGGGGCCUCGAGCAUUAGCCACAGCGGCAACUUCUAUGGGUUGAUGUUCUUCAUCUUGGCGAUCAUCGAGUUCUUCGCCAACGUGGUCAGCUGGGCGGGCUUCGGUCGCAUCUCCGAGAAGAUCGUGUACACCGUGCGGGUGCUCUCGUUCCGCUCGCUGUUCGAGCAGGAUCUGCAGUGGCAUCAGUCCGAGGGCCGCACCCCGGCGCUGCUGUUGUCGUUCAUCACCCGCGACGGCCAGGCGCUGGCCGGUCUGAGCGGGUCGGUGAUCGGUACCCUGAUCUCCAUCACGAUCAACCUGAUCGCGGCUAUCGUCAUGACGCACAUCAUCGCCUGGCGCAUCGCUCUCGUGUGUCUAGCCCUCGUGCCCCUGCUCCUGGGCGCGGGUCUGAUGGAGCUGCGCGUGCUGGGCAAGUUCGAGGAGAAGCACGAGAACGCGUACACCAAGUCGGUCGACAUCGGCGUGGAGGCCAUCACGUCCAUCAAGGCGGUCGCCUCCCUGGCGCUCGAGGAAUUGACUCUGCGCAGCUACCGCCGCUCGCUCAAGGGGCCCCGCAAGGAGACACUGCAGGUGACGCUGCAAGCCAGCUUCUGGCAAGCGAUGACCUACUUUUUGGGUAAUAUGGUCAACGCGCUGGCGUACUGGUGGGGCGCCAAGCAGAUUAUUCUUGGGAACUACACCCAGACGCAGUUCUUGAUCGUGGUUUUCUCGCUGCUUGUCAGCGCCCUCCUGUGGAGUCAGAUGUUCGCGCUGGCUCCGGAGUUGUCCGCCUCCAAGGCCGCUAUGGCGCGGAUUCUUGGGCUGAUUGAGAUCGGCUCGGAUAAGAUGCGCGGCAACGUCGACCGGCUCCCACCGUCGCUGUCCUCGGACAUUGAGAGUUCAGCCACGUCCACCGAGAAAUCCAGCGGGGGCGCCUCCACCGUGCAGCUCCGCGACGUGCACUUCUCCUACCCGGCCCGCCCGGACAUCAAGGUGCUGAACGGGCUGAGCGUGAACAUCCCUGCGGGCAAAUUCGCCGCCCUCGUCGGCCCCUCGGGCGCCGGCAAAUCGACGAUUAUCUCCCUGGUGGAGCGACUGUACACCCCCUCAACGGGUUCCAUCGUGGUGGAUGGUCUCGAUGUAACGCAGACCCGGGGCGUCUCGUUCAGGGAUACCAUCUCCCUCGUCCCGCAGGAAAGCGUGCUGUUCGAAGGCACGAUCGAGUUCAACAUCAGCCUCGGCGCGCCGCCGGGCCGCGACGUCAGUCUGGAGGAGAUCCAGGAAGCGUGCAAACUCGCCAACAUCCACGAGACCAUCAUCGCCCUGCCGGACGGAUACCAGACGAUGUGCGGCCCCAACGGGUCGCAGUUUUCGGGUGGGCAGAAGCAGCGUCUGUCCAUCGCACGGGCGCUCGUUCGUAAACCCAAGCUGUUGAUCCUGGAUGAGUCGACCAGCGCGCUGGACGCGGAGAGCGAGAAGCUGUUGCAGGAGGGGCUGGAGCGCGCGGCGAAAGGCAUAACGGUUGUGGCGAUCGCGCAUCGGUUGAAUACGAUCCGCAAGGCGGAUGUGAUCUUUUUGAUUGAGGCGGGGAGGUGUGUGGAUAGUGGGACGCAUGAGGAGUUGUUGGAGCGGUCGGAGAGUUACCGGGCGAAUGUUUUGCAUCAGACCGUUGCAUAG